CGCAUACUGCAGACCAUUAAUCAAGGACCCUUCCUUCUCUGCCAACUUCUGUUGCGAGGGCUCGAUCGUUUUGGCCGUGGCUUGUGCCGGCCGUGACUUCAUUUCUACGAGUUGCCCAUACCACUCAGAUUAUUACGUGGGUCCUGGUUACCCUGUUGACUUUAGGGACUCAGGGGCGGAGCUGGGCAGGCCUGCACCUGUGCCAGCGGGCUCUGCCAAGACGCUGGAACUAGUUUUUCAAUACAUACAUUGAAAAUUACUGGAUAGCAGCACGGCGGAACCAUGCCUCUGCCUCAACCAGCAAGCCUGCGAGACCGCACGCCGGAGUUCCUUGCGAUCGCGGAGCGACUGCAGCGUCAGCCUGGGUUUGCGCCGUCAACUAGCGGGGCGCCGGCGACCAAUGGCAGCGGGCCGGGUUCGGGACCAUCUACCUCUGCAUCCAGCAAGGGCCAGCACAGCGAGUUCGCUCGGCGUGCAGCCGAUAUUGGACACGGCAUUCACCGCACGUCCGUCAAGCUUCAAAAGCUUGCACAGCUCGCCAAGCGGACGUCAGCGUUUGACGACCCAGCGCAGGAGAUAGACGACCUGACGGGGAUGAUCAAGCAGGACAUCCAGGGGUUGAACAACGCUAUCGCGGACCUGCAGCGCGUUUCGGCCCGCAGCAAAGGGGAGGACCGGGGGAACAAGCAGGUGUCGGACCACAGCCACACAGUGGUGGACAACCUGCGCAGCAGGCUCAAGGACACCACCGCCACCUUCCGUGACGUGCUUACGGCGCGGACAGACUCCUUGAAACACCACCGCGAGCGGCGGCAGCUGUUCACAUCAAACACGGAUCCGGAGGCGGGGCUACCGCUGUUGGCGCGCCAGCGCGCGGCUGCAGCGGCCUCGUCCUCAGGGGCGCUGGGCGGCGCGGCGGGCAGCUCCUCAGCACCCAGCGCGCCGACGCCCAGCUUCCUCGCCGCCUCGUCGCCCGCACAGCUGCAGCAGCAACAGCAGAUGCAGCUGCUGGCACCUCAGGACACGUACCUCAGCAGCCGUGCCGAGGCCCUGCGCAACGUGGAGAACACGAUCGUGGAGCUGGGCUCCAUUUUCAACAAGCUGAGCGAGCUGGUGGCGGAGCAGGGCGAGCUGGCCAUCCGCAUCGACGAGAACGUGGAGGACACGCUGUCCAAUGUGAACGCGGCGCAGGCGCAGCUGCUCAAGUACCUGAACGGGUUGCAGAACAACAAGUGGCUGGUGCUCAAGGUGCUGGGCGUGCUGCUGGUGUUCAUGGUGCUGUUCGUCAUGUUCAUUGCUUAGCCGGAGGUUGUGGCGUAGUGGCAGUACUGGUCGUGUUUGGCACAGUGUAAUUGUCGGGUGGAUGUUGUCGUAGAGACGGAGGUGGUGGGUAUUGUGGUGGACCUGGUAGUGGCACUUGAAAUGGUCGUCCUGCGGCGCGGAAAUGCCGCCACACACUGCGUUUGCGUGGUGGCGUCACGCCCGCUGUCCGCUUGGAGAUGGUGGAUGCGUGACCGGACUGCUUCGGGUGGGCUCCACAGCAGCGUGGCGGAUUGUGCGCCGUGUUAUGGCUGGGAGUGUUGACGUCGGCGGCGGGAGGCAUGCACGUUGGUGCGUGGGGUUGCAGCGCGUGGCGACGGUUGCAGAGUCGGAGCGCCACGCAACUGGGGGUCUCGGGGAGUGUAGUGUGCAUGCCGGUGUUCGCGUCAAAAGAUAGCCAUGCCCUCCUGGUUUGGGGCGUGCGCGGCCUUAUGCACUGACAGCAAUUCGACUGGUCGCUGGGCCCUCCCAAUGCCCCGUGUGCACGGCCACAGGCCACAGCAGUGCUGUAUGCCGGCGGGAUACAGGGGACGAGGGCGGUCGCUGCUUCCCGGCUGCCGCGUCUACCUGCAUGUGAUGAUGGCGCUGCAUGUCGUGAUUCGACCGCGUACGGUAGUGGGGAGGUGUCUGUGGAUUCGCAUCACUAAGUAGGGACUGCGCUGUGCAGGGUAGAUGUUACCUUGGCAUAACGGGGCGCCUGUGCAGAUGGCCGCGAGGCCAAGAGCGGCUGCAUGCAGGCAGGCCCGUAUGCAGGCGAGACGUGUCAAUCGACCCGCAACACGUUGCGGGUGCAUCGAUGACACGGGACAGAUUUAGGCCAGAGACGUGCUAGUGUAACGAUGUAUGUAG
This is a messenger RNA of Chlamydomonas reinhardtii, 2169 nucleotides long. RefSeq lists its product as uncharacterized. The transcript is spliced from 2 exons. Gene Ontology annotation, biological process: intracellular protein transport; vesicle fusion; endoplasmic reticulum to Golgi vesicle-mediated transport. The record is from RefSeq and is a predicted model, not a curated record. Lineage: Eukaryota; Viridiplantae; Chlorophyta; Chlorophyceae; Chlamydomonadales; Chlamydomonadaceae. Gene Ontology annotation, cellular component: endomembrane system; Golgi membrane; SNARE complex. Bases 283 to 1302 code for a protein of 339 amino acids. Gene Ontology annotation, molecular function: SNAP receptor activity; SNARE binding.